Poeciliopsis prolifica (blackstripe livebearer) is the source of this 3199-nucleotide messenger RNA. RefSeq names its product cytotoxic granule associated RNA binding protein TIA1-like. Gene Ontology annotation, molecular function: mRNA binding. Bases 205 to 1365 code for a protein of 386 amino acids. Lineage: Eukaryota; Metazoa; Chordata; Actinopteri; Cyprinodontiformes; Poeciliidae. The record is from RefSeq and is a predicted model, not a curated record. The transcript has 12 exons. Gene Ontology annotation, cellular component: cytosol.
CGCGCAUGCGCGUUUGGAAUCGGCCCCCGGUCGCUCCGCCAUCUUUGUCGGCAGCCCAUUGUUCACUCCGAAGGCUAACAACGGUGUCAAAACCCUCUACACCUCGUAUUAAAGUGUCCCGACCGUGUCACCGACAGCUGACCGCGACUGUCGUGGAUUUGCUCACAAGGUCGCGACUUGUUUUCGGCCACCAAGUGAGACAUAAUGGACGACGAGCAGCCGAAAACCCUGUAUGUGGGGAAUCUGUCCCGGGACGUUACGGAGGCCCUCAUCUUGGAAUUGUUCAGCCAGAUCGGGCCUUGUAAAAGCUGCAAAAUGAUAGUAGAUACAGCAGGUCACGAUCCAUACUGCUUUGUGGAGUUCUAUGAGCAUAGACACGCCACUGCUACAAUCGCAGCCAUGAAUGGUCGGAAAAUACUGGGUAAGGAGGUGAAGGUCAACUGGGCCACGACCCCAACGAGCCAGAAGAAAGACACGAGCAGUCACUUCCAUGUUUUUGUUGGAGACCUUAGUCCAGAAAUCACCACAGAUGACAUAAAAGCAGCUUUUGCUCCUUUUGGAAAAAUAUCGGACUGUCGCGUUGUGAAAGACAUGGCCACAGGUAAAUCUAAAGGCUAUGGUUUUGUCUCCUUCUUCAACAAAUGGGAUGCAGAGAACGCCAUCCAGCAAAUGGGGGGUCAGUGGCUAGGAGGGCGGCAGAUAAGGACCAACUGGGCCACGAGGAAGCCUGCUCCUAAAACGACAAAUGAAACAGCCAGUACCAAACAGCUCUCUUUCGAUGAGGUGUUAAACCAGUCCAGCCUCAGUAACUGCACAGUCUACUGUGGAGGAGUCACACAAGGUCUCACAGAGCAAAUAAUGAGACAGACCUUCUCACCUUUUGGCCAAAUAAUGGAGAUCCGCGUUUUCCCAGAAAAAGGCUACUCCUUUGUGAGGUUUAACUCCCACGAGGCCGCAGCUCAUGCCAUAGUUUCUGUAAAUGGCACCUCAAUAGAGGGCAACAUUGUAAAGUGCUACUGGGGGAAAGAAACAACAGACAUUGUACAGGGCCCCAUACAGCAGGUACAGAUGGCACAGCAGAACACGCUGAGCUUUGCAGCCCAGCCCUACAACCAGUGGGGCCAGUGGUACAGCAACACGCAACAGAUCGGUCAGUACGUGCCCAACGGAUGGCAGGUGCCGAGCUAUGGCGUCUACGGACAGGCCUGGGAUCAGCAGGGCUACAAUCAUUUACAUGCUGGCGCUGGAUGGACGGGCGUGGGCGCCGUGAGCAACGGGGGCAUGGUGGAGCCCGGGCAGGGAGUCAACGGAACAAUGCUAACCAACCAGGCAGGCAUGAGCACCACUGGAUACCCCACCCACUGAUCACAGACCCCCACACCCCCACCCUCUCUUAGCGCUCAAGGACACCAGGAUUACACUCUGCUGGGGGAAGGAAGGAGCGCACCAGACGUGCUCUGACUGUCACACCACAAAAAUUACUCCUAGUGAAGCUGGUCUGCCAUUUUCUUUUUUUUUCUUCUUUUUUUCUUCUUCUUCUUCUUUUUUCUUUUUAAACCGGCCCAAAGCCUCACCCACUGCCCAAAUCAGCAGGUUGAAACAUGACUAUAUACACAUUAAACACUGAUAAAGCCACCGCUAAUGCACAGUGCAUUCCUGGACCCCCCUCCACUCCUCCAUUUUUAUUGUUUGGUGUGUUCAUGGCCAAAUGCAAACUUAACAUGUUUAUUAUAUUUCUAGCAGAGAGGGUUUAGUUGAAAAGAAAACAAGUGUUACAUUUCUGUGUCCUCAGCCCCUGAAAGCCAAAGAUCAAGGGCCGAAUUUUAUAUCACUAUUUAACGAUCAACAGUCCAGGGGAAGGCGGUGAGACGACGAGUCGCGGUGCUCGGUAACCUACAGUAUUUCAAACACAGCCGCUCCACAUACCGACAAAGAGCUGUUCCUUUUUCUCUCCGUUGAAGCGCCGCCAACCUGUCCGCUCGUUCUCGGGGUGCGCUCUCGUUCAUUCUGAUGAACCGUGGAGGUCAGCAGGUUGGGAAGGAAACUGGUCACAACAAAAACCUGCAAACAAACGCCAGAGCUUCUUCAUACCAUAUCCUGGACCGCGACCGGAACCGGACGGAACAGACAGAGGAACUCAUCUGUGGAUAAAGAAGUGUGUGUGUCAGCGUGUGUGUGUGUGUGUGUGAGUGCAUGAACUGACGCUUUUACUCACCAAGACUACAUCGCCGUCAUGUACCCCCCAAUAAACCCAAACGGGACUACGCCAUUGUAUCUUUUUUUUUAAUUGUGACGGGGGAGUGGUUUGCUACAAAACUGCUUGAGAAAGAUUUUUUUUCUUUUUAUUUCCGGGCAACGUUAAAUGCUGACAUUGUAUAAAGAGCUUUCGCCUUUUGUGUUUCAUUUCAGGACUGAGAAAACGUUGAGGCGACGCCAUCGAAUCAUGUACACGCGAGAUCCUUUUUACGUUUGGACGUGGCUGUCGACCUGAUUUAUUAUUUUUUUUGUUUGUUUGUUUUUGUGUUUUUUUGGAAAUUCGUAUAUAUCUAAACAAUUGCAGGGAUUACUGCCACUCUUAUCUUACGUACAGGCAGACAAAGAUUGCACAAAAGUUAGUUAUCCUUCCACAAAAUUUGAAGUACUCUAAAUUUUCUUUCUUUCUUUUUUUUUUUUUUUUUUUUUUUUUGCAUUCCACUUUUUCUGCGGUUUUUAUUUGGAAGCCUGUUAUAUGUAAAUAGCCAAACAGUCUGUUUAAUUGUACUAAAGCUGUAUAAAGACAUGUUGAAGGAGAAUGCGUGCUUGCUCCUGGUUGGGGGAAAACGAUCCCGGCGCCUGUUGGAAAGUAGCAUCUCUGUCCAGUGCUGGUAGAAGCAGAGCAACGUUUCACUCGUCCAGCAGACUGGAGGACAAGCGGCAUUGCUAUGUAAUGCGGAAGUCUUUAGAUUAAACUUAAAGAAAAACAAACAAACAACAACAAAAAACAACUUUAUAACUUAAAUUAUUGUUUCACACCAUUGUAGUGAUUGUUUUUAUAGAUUCCGAAACCUACUUCUAGCGCUCAAGACUUUUGCAGCUUGUCUCCAGUCAUGUCCGUAGAAUUGGAAAAAUCCAUUUUGUUGCCUUAUCAAGUUAAGUUACUUUUAAUUUAACAAAAAUAAAGACAAGAGAGUAGGCAGUGCCUAUGAAUGUUUUCAGCCUA